This is a messenger RNA of Drechmeria coniospora, 1359 nucleotides long. RefSeq names its product uridine kinase. Lineage: Eukaryota; Fungi; Ascomycota; Sordariomycetes; Hypocreales; Ophiocordycipitaceae. Gene Ontology annotation, cellular component: cytoplasm. Bases 1 to 1359 code for a protein of 452 amino acids. The record is from RefSeq and is a predicted model, not a curated record. Gene Ontology annotation, molecular function: ATP binding; kinase activity. The transcript is spliced from 9 exons.
AUGUCUUUGCUCGAGAGUCAUGUCACGGUUCAGAAGAGGGCAUAUUACUCACCACCUUGGGCGGAUGUCAGCAUCAUCGCCGUGGCCGGGAGCUCGGGCUCUGGCAAGUCGACGCUCUCCCAGGCGAUAGUCAAAAAGCUCAACUUGCCAUGGGUUGUGAUUCUCUCCAUGGAUUCAUUCUACAAGACGCUGACACCAGAGCAAUCGAGGCUCGCGUUUGCCAACGAGUACGAUUUCGACUCUCCCGAGGCAAUCGACUUUGAUGUCCUCGUCGACCGCUUGCGGGACCUCAAAGCUGGGAAGCGAGCAGAGAUUCCGGUAUACUCGUUCGCGAAGCACCAACGCCUCGAACACACCACCUCCAUCUAUUCACCGCACGUGCUCAUUCUCGAAGGAAUAUUUGCCCUGUACGACCCUCGCGUCGUCAGUCUCCUCGACAUGGGAAUAUACUGCGAGGCUGAUGCCGAUACUUGCCUCGCACGGAGAAUCGUCCGCGACGUCCGUGAGCGUGGGCGUGACAUUGAAGGGUGCAUCAAGCAGUGGUUUGGAUUCGUGAAACCUAAUUUCGAAAAGUUCGUAGAACCACAGAGAAAGGUGGCUGACUUGAUCGUUCCACGCGGUAUUGAGAAUCAGGUGGCCUUGGACAUGAUGGUUCAGUUCAUCGAGAGGAAGUUGUUCGAAAAGUCCACCCACCACCGCGAGGCCUUGUCGCGUCUCGAGGCGGCAUGCAAGGAGCAGCCGCUCUCCGACCGCGUCGUGCUUCUUGACGACACGCCUCAGCUCAAGUUCAUGAACACAAUCCUCCAAAACAUCGACACAUCGGCGGAGGAUUUCAUUUUCUACUUUGAUCGGCUCGCCGCCCUCAUCGUGGAACAGGCGCUCAACAAGGUGCACUUCGCCCGUACGACGAUUGAGACGCCGCAGGGAUACAAGUUCGAAGGGCUCAAGCCAUCGGGAGAAGUAAGUGCCGUCAUCGUCCUUCGGGGCGGCUCGGCGUUCGAGUCGGCGCUUCGGAAGACGAUCCCGGACUGUCGAACCGGACGACUUCUGAUCCAGUCCGAUCAUUCUACGGGCGAGCCGGAGCUUCAUUACUUGCGGCUGCCGGACGACAUCCACGAGCACGAAAGCGUUUUGCUGCUCGACACGCAAAUGGCGAGCGGCGGCGCCGCUCUAAUGGCAGUGCAAGUCUUGGUCGACCACGGGGUGGCCUUGGAUAAGAUCGUUUUGGCCACCUACUCGGCCGGACGGCUGGGGUUGCACAGACUUGUGACUGUCUUUCCAGAGAUCACCGUCGUCGUUUGCAACAUCCUGGCUGAUCAGGAACAGCGAUGGGUUGAGAAGCGAUACUUUAGAUGCUGA